Molecule: messenger RNA, 3119 nt
Organism: Rubroshorea leprosula
Lineage: Eukaryota; Viridiplantae; Streptophyta; Magnoliopsida; Malvales; Dipterocarpaceae
Source: the annotation of a GenBank genome assembly
CUGGGAUAUGGUGAAAUAAAAAUGAACCCGAGUAAAAGAGGUUUUCAUAACUUGUCCAAAGUGGAAGAGUUGUUUCUGAAUAAUUCUAUCCUCCCAACCAACUUCUUUCAUGGCAUUGGAGCAUUGACUUCUCUUAAGGUUCUAUCACUGUACGGCUGCAGAUUCAAUGACUCCUUAACACUUGAAGUUGAUUUAGAAAAGCUGUCAAGACUUCACCAUUUGGAGGAGCUUGACCUAUGUGGAAGAAUAAACUUCAGCUACAACAUCCUAUCAUCUUUGGCAAGUCUUCCAUCUUUAAAAGCUGUAUGCCUAGGAUAUGGUGUAAUAAACAUGAACCCGAGUAAAAGAGGUUUUCAUAACUUGUCCAAAGUGGAAGAGUUGUUUCUGCAAGAUUAUAUCCUCCCAACCAACUUCUUUCAUGGCAUUGGAGCAUUGACUUCUCUCAAGGUUCUAUCACUGUAUGACUGCGGACUCAAUGACUCCUUAACACUUCGAGGCCUGUGUGAAUUGACACAUCUUGAAGAGUUGGAUGUUAGCAACAAUUAUUUAGGGGGAGCCUUGCCUUCAUAUUGUGGAGCAAUUCCAAACUUCCUCUACUCUCAACACGACCUGGAGUAUUUAGACUUCUCGCACCUUAACCUAACUGGAGAGUUUCCCAUUUGGUUGUUGGAAAACAACACAAGGUUGAAGACACUUUUGCUGGUUAACAAUUCUCUCUCUGGACCUAUUGAGUUGCCAGCUCAUUCUCAUGAGAGUUUGGAAGAUCUAGUUAUCUCCAAUAAUUUCUUGGAUGGCCUUUUUCCAAUGGAGAUCAGAGCAUCUUUGCCAAGUUUACGAAAUUUAUACAUUUCGAAAAAUUCUCUUACUGGCAGCAUUCCUCCUUCAAUUGGUGAUAUUGAGUCGCUGCAUUCUUUGGACUUAUCUCACAAUAACUUAUCUGGCAGCAUUCCUCCUUCAAUUGGUGAUAUUGAGUUGCUGCUGUUUUUGGACUUAUCUUAUAAUAACUUAUCUGGCAGCAUUCCUCCUUCAAUUGGUGAUAUGGAGUUUCUGCAGUCUUUGAACUUGUCUCACAAUAACUUAUCUGGUGGAAUACCUGAGAAGUUAACCAUGGGUUGCUCAUCAUUGAAUUUACUUAUUCUAUCAAACAACAAUUUACAAGGCCAAAUUUUCUCUGAGAAAUUUAGCUUAUUCGACUUGGACGAAUUACAGUUGAAUGGCAAUCACUUUUCUGGAAGUAUCCCAAAAAGCUUAUCUAACUGCGACUUUCUGUCUUCAAUAGAUUUCAGCAAUAACAAUCUCUCUGGUAGGAUCCCGAGCUGGAUGGGAAAUAUGUUCUACUUGGAAGAAAUUAUCAUGUCCAAUAAUGGUCUUGAAGGUCCAAUUCCUAUAGACUUUUGUCAGCUUCAAUUUCUUCUAAUUCUAGACCUUUCAAAUAACAAUCUUUCAGGGAGUCUACCGCCUUGUUUCGGCCCAGGGCAUAUACUUCAUGUUCAUUUAUCCAAAAACAGGCUAGAAGGAUCACUGAUAGCACAGUUUUGUAAGAGCUUUUCUCUAGUAACACUAGACCUUAGUGACAACCAGCUAAGUGGUAACAUCCCAGAUUGCAUCAAUAUGGUUGGUGAGUUGAGUUAUCUUAUCUUGAAGAACAAUAAUCUUGAAGGUAAGAUCCCAUUUCAACUAUGCAAGUUGCAGAAAUUGAGCUUGAUUGAUCUAUCUCGGAACCAUCUUUCAGGCCGUAUACCCUCUUGCCUAAAUCUUACUACUGAUGAGCUAUAUAAUGAGGAUGAUAGUGUUGCUCCUACUCUUGGUCCACUUCUUCCACCAACUUUCAAGAAUACACUUUCUGUUGGUGAACCAGUGCAUUUCACAACAAAGAAUAUGGCAUAUUCUUACAAGGGAAGACUUCUCACCUACAUGUCUGGAAUAGAUCUUUCCUGCAACAAACUGAUUGGUGAAAUUCCUUAUGAAAUAGGGCACCUUAGUAAGAUUCAUGUACUAAACCUGUCUCAUAAUUUCUUGGUUGGUGGAAUCCCAUCUACAUUUUCUAACCUUAAGCAAAUCGAGAGCUUGGAUCUUUCCUACAACAAUUUGAGUGGGAAAAUUCCUCCCGAGCUUGUUGAGUUAUAUUUCUUAUCUACCUUUAGCGUAGCAUACAACAACUUAUCAGGUAAGACACCAGCAAGGAUCCAACAAUUUGCAACAUUUGAUGGAAGUUGUUACCAAGGUAAUCCUCUGCUUUGUGGGGAACCAAUAAAAAGUUGUUCAACAACAAGUCCACCACCAAUGAUCCAGGAUGGUCCAACACGGGGCAGAGAAGAUGAUGGUUUCAUCGAUAUGGGUGUCUUCUAUGUGAGUUUAAUUGUGUCUUACAUAAUGGCGCUCAUAACUAUUGCUGCAGUUCUUUACAUAAAUCCUUAUUGGAGACGGGCAUGGUUUUAUUACACUGAGAGAGCGUUGUUUUCCAUCAUCCCUCUUCAGCCAAGGAAACGAAAUCAUCCAUCCGGCAAACAAAACCCAUUUCGUUUCUCAUGGCAAUUUCCUUCUGCGUUUGUGCUACUCCUCGCUGGACCAACUCAAGUAUUCCUUCAGAGAGCAUUGCCAAUUCGGAACAUAACGGAGCGGAAGAAGAGGUCCCCAGGUGUCCAGUUGCUGGUAGAUGGGUAUAUUGAUAAGCUCAGAAACUACUGUCCUCUUGAUGAUGUUCUAAUUCACUCUAACCCCAAAAAUUCAUGGUGCUUUCAUUCCCCUUUUCUAGAUGUGAAGGUCCAGGUUGAUGAUGAAGAUAUGGCUGUCAUGAACCAUAUCAGGUCUGAUGACUGGCAUGGAUUGGAUAUAGGGUAUCAGCGGUUUCCUGAAUUAGUAGGAGAUGCAGGGAGUAACGUAGGGAACUACAACUCACUAAAAGGUUGCUGACAUUGAUGUAUUAAUUUAUCUAUGGAAUUGGAUUUGUUCUUGGUAUCAAUAUUUCUCUGUUCUGUGGCAAGAAUUAUAUAUAGCAAUGAACUUGCUGCUCUGUUUCAAAUGGUUGCUGCCUUGUUAGGCCCUUAAAAAAUUCUGAGUUUUGAUAUUGUAAUGUGGAUGCAUGUUUUGUCUUAUCUUAAUAUAUCAAAGAUAAAACU